Otolemur garnettii (small-eared galago) is the source of this 1893-nucleotide messenger RNA. It is a transcript of the gene NIBAN3, whose product is annotated as family with sequence similarity 129 member C. The record is from RefSeq and is a predicted model, not a curated record. The transcript has 15 exons. The coding region runs from base 1 to 1770 and encodes 589 amino acids. Lineage: Eukaryota; Metazoa; Chordata; Mammalia; Primates; Galagidae.
AUGGGCGGGCGGCCCUCGAGUCUCCUGAACAAGCAGCAGCAGCAGUGCCUGAGGGAUCAGGUGGAUGCCUUGCUGGGGAACUUUCUGCCUUGCUACCGUGGGCAACUGGCAGCCUCCAUCCUGUGGCACAUCUCCCAAGAGCUGGGUCCCCAGGAGCCGGCUGGAUGCCAGCUGUUGCGCAGCAAAAAGCUGCCCCGAGUUCGUGAACACCAAGGACCCCUGAUCCAGCUUCAGGGUCAUCCACCCCAGUGGCAGACAGUCUUCUGCGUUCUGCGUGGGGAUGGCCGCCUGGAGUGGUUCAGCCACAAGGAGGAAUAUGAAAGUGGGAUUCAUCCCCUUGGCUCUGUAGCCCUAACGGGGUACACUCUUCUGACUUCCCAGCAUGAAUAUCUCCGCCUUCUGGAUGCUCUCUGCCCAGGUUCCUCUGGGGAUCAUACACAGGAAAAUUCUGACUCUCUCUUGGAAGCACCUGUGAACUUCCCUCUGUUCCUGCAUCACCCCUUUCGUCAUCACCUCUGCUUCUCUGCAACUACUAGGGAGGCACAGCAUGCCUGGAGGCUAGCCCUGCAGGGUGGCAUUCGGCUUCGGGGCACAGUCCUGCAGCGAAGCCAAGCCCCUGCUGCCCGGGCCUUCCUGGAUGCCGUCCGACUCCACCGGCAGCAUCAAGGCCACUUUGGCUACGAUGACGCGACCCUGGGCUCGGACGCUGAGGUACUGACCGCGGUGCUGAUGCAGGAGCUGCUGCCGGCUCUGAGAGCCCAGACUCUGCCAAGCCUGCGGGGAGCCGGCCGCGCCCGUGCUUGGGCCUGGACCGAGCUUCUGGACGCCGUCCACGCAGUUGUCCUGGCCAGGGUGUCUGCGGGGCUCCGCGCCUUCCAGCCUGAAAAGGACGAACUGCUCGAGUCCCUGGAAAGGACGAUCCGCCCGGACGUGGACCAUUUGCUGCAGCUGCGAGCUCGCGUGGCGGAACGGCUGCAGACGGAUGUUCAGGGCCUGCUCGAGUCGUGCCUUCGCCGGGAGGUGGACACGCAGCUGCCUCGAGUCACACGGACGCUGCUGGGCACCGUGGAAGCCGUGCUCGAACUGGUACGGAGCCUCCUAGCCCAGGGCAUGGACCGCCUGUGCAGCCAUCUGCGCCGGAACCCCUCGGGUGCGCGACUGCGCAGGGAGGUUUACUCAUUUGGGGAGAUGCCAUGGGACCCAGAGAUGAUGCAGACAUGCUACCGAGAGGCUGAGCGGAGCCAGGGGCACUUGGGGCAGCUGGUGGCACGAUUUGGCUUCCUGGGGAUGCGGAGCUUAGUGUUUGGGACCCAGGAUCUCUCACAGAAGCUCAUGGCUGAUGCCGUGGCCACCUUCCUGCAGCUGGCUGACCAGUGUCUGACCACAGCCCUGGACUGUGACCAGGCUGCCCAGCAGCUAGAGAAAGUCAGGGGGCGUGUGCUAAAGAAGUUCGAGUCAGACAGCGGGUCGGCGCAGAAGAAGUUCAUUCGGGGCUGGGUGUUGUGCAUUUUCUUGCCUUUUGUGCUGAGUCAACUUGAUCCAAGCCGCAAAAAGGAGCUGCCUGAUUUUGAGGGGGAUGUCCUUGCUGUGGGUAGCCAGGCCCUGACCACUGAGAACAUCUAUGAGGAUAUCAUCCAGAAGGUCUUGCUGCAGAGAAUCAACCAAGAAUUGAAAAAGGCCCUUGGUGCCAGUGAUGUAUCCUGCACUCUGGCUGGCUAUUCAGAGACCCCAUGGGAGAAGGAGCAAGGGGAAGAAGCCAAGGGGACAUAGACCAGGAGUGGAGUCAGAUGAAGAAACUGAGCCUCAGAGAGACAGAGGGCCUUGCCCCAUGCAGCCAGUCUUUAGUCCCCAGGUCCAGUCAACUCUGCCCACUGCCUCCUUGAGGAACAUUCC